AACUCGCCGGCGAAAUUGCGACUACUUAUAAAAAUAAGCAAAUUACACUUGUACACUCGGAAGAAAGCUUGCUUAACUCAAGGUUCCCGAAAAAACUGAGGGACACAUUGGCCAAUCAACUAAGAGAUUUAAACGUGAAGCUAGUAUUAGGAGAAAGGAUCGAUCUUACCACAAAAAAAACGAUAAUUGAAUCUGAUAUACAAUUUGUGGUCACCGGUGCUAAACCCAAUACCGAAAUUAUAAAAUCAUUUGAUGCCUCCCUUCUCGAACCUCAUACAAAUUUGGUCAGAGUUAAACCCACACUUCAAUUAGAUAAAGAUAUUUAUGAUAAUAUAUUUGCCGUAGGUGAUGUUACCAAUGUUCAAGAGUCUAAAAUGGCUUUUCGAGCAGGCCUGCAUGGUCAGGUAGUAGUGAAGAAUGUGUUGGCAAAAAUAAACAAUAAGAAAAUGAAUAAUUACAACCCUAUGGGAGAGACAGCCUUUAUUCCUAUUGGAAAGAAUAAAGGUGCAGGUCUUUUACCGAUGUUUGGCGGCAAAGUUGUGGGAAGCUUCAUGGUUAAAAAAAUCAAGGGUAAAAACCUGCUUGUUGACCAAACUUGGAAAUCUUUGAAUGCCAAACGAGAAGAUUAA
Messenger RNA from Acaulospora colombiana, 629 nucleotides. Lineage: Eukaryota; Fungi; Glomeromycota; Glomeromycetes; Diversisporales; Acaulosporaceae. The record is from the annotation of a GenBank genome assembly.